CGCCCCGUCAGCGCUUCGAUGGCUGGCGACAUCUUGCCGGCGGAAGACGGGCGAACGGAGCGAAACAGCCGGGCGAAACGAGUCAUUACGUAUGCGCCGCGUUGUCUUCCGCAUGGUCUCAAGUGCCCCAGUGGUCGAUCAUUUUUGGAUAUGCCGUUGAAAUCACUGUUUUUCGCCCACUUCUACGAGGAGCAUGCAUUUCCGGGCAAACAGUUCCGGCCGCAGAAACCACUUUACAAAUUAAGUUGUCAACAAUUUCAACCAUAUCGCAACGAUUUAAUCUUCACACCUAAAUUAUUUAUGGAAAAAGCCACGUUUUGCGCCCAGUCACACAUAUAGAAACCCCCCCCACCACCUCACUAAUACAGUCACACACACAAAUGCCUUGUUAGCCGUCGCUCAUGCAAUA
Messenger RNA from Drosophila suzukii, 409 nucleotides. Lineage: Eukaryota; Metazoa; Arthropoda; Insecta; Diptera; Drosophilidae. The record is from RefSeq and is a predicted model, not a curated record.